Plutella xylostella (diamondback moth) is the source of this 1923-nucleotide messenger RNA. RefSeq names its product nucleoside diphosphate kinase homolog 7 (gene nmdyn-D7). The record is from RefSeq and is a predicted model, not a curated record. Gene Ontology annotation, cellular component: centrosome; axonemal microtubule. Lineage: Eukaryota; Metazoa; Arthropoda; Insecta; Lepidoptera; Plutellidae.
GUGUCAGUUCCAUGGUUACGUUUUUGACGGUUUUUUGUUUGUUGUUUACAGUUUAUUUAAAAUAUCUUAAAAAUCAACACAACCAUAACAUUUUAUUUUAUUGAACUACGUGUACUGUAAAUAUUUAUUACCUUGGAUCGUACAUUCUUCUUGGCCUAUCGUACAUUCUACAAUUAUAAAUAUGGAUGGGUCUUACUGUGAUAAAUACUCGUUUAUUGGUGAAUGGUACGACAACCAGGCUAGUUUGACUCGCCGGUUCAACGUAUUUUACUUUCCCACUGAUAAUACUAUAGAAAUGUUUGACUUAAAAACUCGAAAGACAUUCGUAAAGCGAGUCAAAGUUAAUGGAGUGACCAUUGAUAAUUUUUACAUCGGGGGAACACUAUUUAUUCUAGGAAGAUUAAUUAAAAUAGUAGACUUUGCCUGUGAAGAUACCAAGAAAAGAUUACAGCAGGAUAUGCAACUGACAUUUGUUAUGAUAAAGCCAAUGCCAACGAAAACUAUGGGGAAAAUAUUAACCCAUCUUCAUGACCAUGGACUUAAGAUUACAAGGAUGAAGAAGACCCUCUUCACAGCUGAUGAUGUCAAUUUUAUUUAUCGAGCACAGCUGUCAAGCCCUGAAUAUCCUUUCUUGUUAGAGCAUUUGAGUGGCCAGCAUGUGUAUGGAGUGCAGCUGGUGGGCCAUGACGCAGUGAACCAGGCUGUGAAGGUGUUUGGCGACAGAGACCCGUCAAAGGCAGCACCAGGCACUAUCAGAGCACUGUAUGGGACAGACAAUGUCCGCAACUGUGCACACAUUUCAGCCACUCUAGACCUGGCAUGUCAGGAUCUGGAGUACUUCUUCCCACCGCCCCCCCUGCAGUCCAGCCGGCUGCGGCUCACGGCCACUCUCUCCAACUGCACGCUCUGCAUCGUGAAGCCACACGCGGUGAGGGAGGGCCUGCUUGGGCGCGCCCUGGAGAUGAUCGACGAUGGAGGCUUCGAUAUUACCGCACUUAAUAUGUUCAUAGUUGACAGUGUCAACGCUAAUGAGUUCUAUGAAGUCUAUAAGGGAAUUGUUCCGGAAUAUCAGGGUAUGGUUGAGGAGUUGGCAAGUGGCCCGUGCGUCGCCAUGGAAAUUGUGGCCAAAGACAAGUCUCUGAACACGGCUGUAGAAUUUAGGAAAAUGGUUGGACCUACAGAUCCUGAGAUCGCGCGGCUACUGCGGCCGCACACGCUGCGCGCUCGUCUCGGCGUCAACAAGGUGAAGAACGCGGUGCACUGCAGCGACCUGCCUGAAGAUGGACUGCUGGAGGUGGAGUACUUCUUCAAGAUACUGGAGCUGUGAACUGUACUUAAUUACUAGAGUAGAUAAUUUUAGGGUGGGUAUAGAUUACAACAUUUUGACGAGCAUUUCUGUGUAAUCUAACGUUCUUAAUACGAUACAAUACAGGCUAAAGCAUGAUAAAACAUUCGUAAAAGGAUGAAUGACUAGAACAUAUCAGAGAGCGGCUCAUUGUUUUCUCACUAGUAAGUGAUGCAGUUUCUCACCUUUAGAAUCACGCCAAAAUAUUUUUUGUCGUCGGCACCAAGGGUUGAUAUUGUAUGUUUUUGCACGAUUUGUUGUGAAUGAUAGAGGGGAAGUGUAACACGCAUUGAUAAAGAAAUAAUAUGAAAAUGGUGAGCGUUACAUGAGUGAGAGUAGGAGGAGUAUUGAAAGACCUACGAUUAGAGCAGGAUAAAGAAGAGGACAUGUUCGCCAUUUUCCCAUUGUUUUUGUGCGCCCGCGUGAUAAACGUUGAUUAAAUACGACAAUGAAAUAAAUAGUUAAACUAUCAUUGCAUUGUAUCUAGCUUGUAUCAUACCAUAUACCUAUCAGUAUCUGUACUGCAUGUAUCAUACAGUACAAAUAAAAUUGAAAUAAAUAUUUGGUUAUAAAUCUUA